CUCCCCCUGUCCCUCCCCCGGAGUAUGUAAGGGACUCCUGCAGGGUUCAGAGUCUGGAGAACGGCAGAGACAGCCAGACCUGCAGAGUUUCGACAUGGAUAAACACGGAUCAUGCGGACCCGGAUACAAGACCCCGCUGGACGCCAUGAAAGGUCCCAGGGAGCAAAUCGUUUACCUGCCCUGCAUCUAUCGCUCCACCGGCAUUAAGAAGCCCGACUACUUGGCCACCGUGGACGUGAACCCCAAAUCCCCAACCUACUCCCAGGUGAUCCACCGCCUGCCGAUGCCCAAUCUCAAUGACGAGCUGCACCACUCUGGCUGGAACACGUGCAGCAGUUGCUAUGGGGACUGCACCAAGAUCAGGAACCGCCUGAUCCUGCCCUCCCUCCACUCCUCCCGCGUCUACGUGGUGGACGUCGGCACGGCCCCGCGAGCUCCUCGCAUCCACAAGGUGGUGGAACCAGAAGAAAUAUUCCAGAAAACCGGCCUGGUGGGUCUGCACACCUCCCACUGUCUCGGCUCCGGGGACGUCAUGAUCAGCACCUUGGGAGACCCCGAAGGAAAUGGCAAAGGGGGCUUCGUGUUACUGGACGCGGAGACUUUUGAAGUGAAAGGGAACUGGGAAGUGGAGGGCCAAGCUGCACCGUACGGCUACGACUUCUGGUACCAGCCGCGGCACAACGUCAUGAUUAGCUCCGAGUGGGGAGCCCCAAAGGCCAUUAACCGCGGCUUCAAGAUUGAAGAUGUGGCUGCCGGUUUGUACGGGCGUCAUAUUCAUAUAUGGGACUGGACCAAACACACGCGCAUUCAGUCCAUAGAUCUGGGGGAGGACGGCCUGAUCCCCCUGGAGGUGCGCUUCCUGCACAAUCCGGAUGCCGACCAGGGAUUUGUUGGGUGCGCUUUAGGCUCCUCCGUAUUUCGUUUCUACAAGAAGCAGGACGGCACGUGGGCAGCUGACAAGGUGAUCCAGGUGCCGAGUAAGAAGGUGGAAGGCUGGGCAUUGCCCGACAUGCCAGGUCUCAUCACUGACAUCCUGAUCUCCCUGGACGACCGCUUCCUGUACUUCAGUAACUGGCUGCACGGUGACAUCAGGCAGUAUGACAUCACAGACCCCCGGUGCCCCCAACUGGUGGGGCAGGUGUUUCUAGGGGGCAGCAUCCAGAAAGGGGGCACAGUGACCGUCACAAAGGAUGAGGAGCUGAGUGAGCAGCCUGAACAGGUGGUGGUAAAGGGAAGGAAAAUUCCUGGUGGGGCACAGAUGAUCCAGCUCAGCCUGGAUGGAAAGAGACUUUAUGUGACCACCUCACUAUACAGCAUCUGGGACAAGCAGUUCUACCCCGACAUGAUCAAGGAGGGCUCUGUGAUGAUGCAGAUUGAUGUGUCCCCUCCCUGCCCCAUCUCUGUCCCCUCCGUGCCCCCUCUCUGUGCUCUCCCUGGGGUGCCGCUCUCACAUUCUGCGCUUUGUUGUAGGGAGGGCUCUGUGAUGAUGCAGGUUGAUGUGGACACAGAGAAGGGAGGACUGAAGUUGAAUAAAAAUUUCCUGGUGGAUUUUGGGAAGGAGCCGGGUGGCGCCGUGCUGGCGCACGAGAUCAGAUACCCGGGGGGUGACUCCACUUCUGAAAUUUGGAUCUAAAGGCCCCAGAAACGCCAGCGGUGCAGCCCCCCGUGUCUGAUAAUCGCUCGUCAUGCAACAGAAACUGAAAGAUGAUUCUCACCGACUGUGCCUCUCGUAGCCUUUCCAACGGCGCAGAACCCCGCCAUGGCGACACCGCCAAUCAUAACACGUGCCGGCAGCGCAGCACAUGCGUGUUCCUUGCGCACUAACCGCUCUUUCUAGUCUGCUUCCUUUAUGCUAAGAACCUCAAAUUAUUUUUCAUAUAAUCCGUCGAUGUGGGGAUAAAAUAAAUGCAUUUCUAUAUUUUUACUGCGAAUAAACGUCUGGGCAGCUCUGA
Molecule: messenger RNA, 1952 nt
Organism: Spea bombifrons (plains spadefoot toad)
Lineage: Eukaryota; Metazoa; Chordata; Amphibia; Anura; Pelobatidae
Gene: SELENBP1
Product: selenium binding protein 1
Exons: 12
Coding region: 95-1633 (512 amino acids)
Molecular function (GO): protein binding; selenium binding
Source: RefSeq, a predicted model, not a curated record